UCAGAGGUGUUACCCAAUCAGCAGCGACAUGUAUAUAAACCCCGCCGUAUUAAAAAGGCACAGCGCACAAUGGAUCCAACUGAAGUCCUUCACAAAUGCGUCCACUGCAGCUUGGUGUAUGCAACAAUUGAAGACAUUAGAAGACAUGAUUGUCGAACGAAGGAUGCUCCUCACCAGUCUGGACAAGACCGACAUUGACAUGCAGAAUCGCCACAAUCUGGACUUCUCUGAGAGGAAGAGGAGCAUGGACAAAGAGUGGACCUAUAAACAGGAAGUGACCACUGACAGCCCCUCCAGGGACCUUUUCAAGAGCAGUGACCUCAAGCAGCCCCUUGACAAAGGGCUCACCCACGACUUUGCACAGAUGAGGAAGGAUAAACUUGUACCCUUUCUGCCAGGAAAGGGUGUAGAUGCCCCUAGGUUUCUCAGAAACAUGAACAGGAGAGGCAUGCAGAACCCCCUGGAUGAGAUGGCCCUCCUGAAUCAGGGGUUGUUGAAGGAGAAGUUGCCCCAAGAGCAGAAGUGUUUGGAGAUAGAGCUGGAUGAAGCCCUGGCCAACUUGCACAACAUGUCCACUGAGAGGGACAACCUGGCAGAGCAGCUGAGGGUUUCACAGGAACAGGCUAAGAGUGAGCAGAUGUACCUGUUGCAGAGGGUGAAGGACUUGCAGGCCACCAUCUUUCAGCUGGACGAGGAGCGGUGUGAUCUUAAUAGCAAGCAAUCCAUUAAGGCAGGGCAAAUCCUGGACCUGGAGAAGCAGAUCCACACCUACAGCUGCAAGUUGGACGUGACUGAAGAGGAGCUUAAAAAGUCACAGACAGAAUGCAACUCACAGAAGGAGCUUAAGACAAAGUCGGAGAAUGCUCUCAGUGACACCCAAAGCAAACUUAAGGCCAAGGUGAGGGAACUUCAGAAUGUUCUUGAAAGGAAUGAGCAGCUGGAGCAGAAGAGUGACUCUUUGUUUGAGCAGUUGAAUGAUGUAAGAAACGGGCUUUACAGCCUGCAGUCAAUGACAUUCCAGCUCAAUAAAGGCAAAGAGGCACUCCAAGAAGAACUGGAUAAAAAGGAUAAACUAAACGGAAGUCUGAGUGUUAAGGUUGAGAAACUGGAGACUUCCGCAAAGAGUCUGCACGAGGAAGUGAGCAGAGGGAACAAGGAGCUGGACGCCAUGCAGAGGAAACUAACUGACACCAAAGAGCAGCUGAACGCUGUGCUGAGGGAGAAGGAUGUCAUGUUUCAAGCAAAUACUGACCUCCAAGAUGACCUUGACAAGGUCCACCUCGAUAACCUGUCUCUGCAGCGCAAGGUGGAAGGAUCCAGCCAGGAAAUGGAGGUCCUACAGAGGAAAGUCCAGGACUUCAUGACUGAGAGUUCCUGCUCAAAGAUGUUGUUGUCAUCCAAAGAUGAAGUCAUAGAUAAGCUGAAGUUUGCCGUUAAGGAACUGGAGACAUCAGUAAAGAGUCUGCAGCAGGAAGUGAACAGGGGGAACAGCGAGCUGGAUGCCAUUCAGAGGAAACUAACAGACAAGGACCAACAACUGAACAAUGUGACGAGGGAGAAAGAGGCCCUGCUUAAAGCAAAUUCUGACCUCCAAAGUGGCCGUUACAGGACCAAGGCUGAUAAACAGGGCGUGGAGAGCAGGGGUGAAGGAUACAGCCAGGAGGUGGAGCUGUUGCAGAGGAGACUGCAGGAUUACAUGACUGAGAGCUCCCACAUGGAAAUGUUGUUGUGGUCUAAAGAGGAUAUCAUUGAAGAUCUAGAGCUCACAGUUGAGGAACUGGAGACCUCGACAAAGAAUCUGCACCAGGAAGUGAGCAGAGGGGACAGGGACCUGGACGCCAUGAAGAGGAAACUAACGGACAAGGAGAGGCAACUGAACGCAGUGACAAGGGAGAAGGAGGCCCUGCUUAAAGCGAACACUGACCUCCAGGGCGGCUUGUACAGGAUCCAGCGUGAUAACCCGGAAGAAGUCAUUGAAGCCCUGCGUCUCAAAAUACAGGAACUGGAGUCUUCAGUGAAGAGUCUGCAGCAGGCACUGCGUGAGAGAGACUGUGAGCUGGAAUCUGUGCGCAAGAAAGUUGCCGACACAGAAAAGGAGCUGGACUGCAUGGAGAAGGAGAAAGAGGCCAUGCGUCAAGCAAAAGCAGCCCUACGAGAAGACCUCAGCAAGGUCCAGCUCGAUAACCAGGCUCUGCAGCGCAAGAUGGAAGGAUCCAGCCAGGAUGGACUGCAGAGGAAACUCCAGGAGAGUAUGACUGAGAGCUCCUACUUAAAGAUAUUGAUGUCUUCUAAGGAGGAUGUGAUUGAACACCUUCAGGCCACUGUUAAGGAGCUGAGGGCAAAGAGUCUGCAGCAGGAAGUUAGCAAGGACAACAGUGAGCUGGACGCCACGCAUAGGAAACUGAGGGACGCCAAGGAGAAUCUGGAUACUGUGCUGAAGGAGAAAGAAGUAGUGCUUAAAGACAAUUCCGACCUUAAAGGUGUCCUCACCAAGGUCCAGCUUGAGAACCAGUCUCUGCAGCGCAUGGUGGAAGAAUCUAAUCCGGAGGUGGAGCUCCUGCAGAAGAAGCUCCAGGAGAGCAUGAAUGAGAGUCUCAGCACUGGAAUAUUACUGUCCUCUAAGGAUGAAGCCAUUGCACGUCUGCGGCUGACCGUCGCGGAACUGGAAGAAUCAGCAAAGAGUCUGCAGCAGGCAGUGAACAGGGGGAACAGCGAGCUGGACGCUGCGCAGAAGAAGCUAAGAGACACCGAGAAGAGCCUGGAUACUCUGGUGGGGGAGAAAGAGGCCAUGUUUAAAGAACAGGUUGACCUCCAAGGUCAGCUUGACAAGAUUAAUCUUGAUAACCGGGCUCUGCAGCGCAAGGUGGAAGGAUCCAGCCAGGAAGUGGAGCUCCUGCGGAAGACCCUUCAGGACUACAUGACCGAAGGCACCCACACAAAGAUACUGUUGUCCUCUAAGGAAGAUAUCAAUGAACGUAUGCAUCUCAGGAUACAGGAACUGGAUACUUCAGCAAAGAACCUGCAGCAGGCAGUGAGUGAGCGAGACGGGGAGCUGGACGCUGUGCAGAAGAAGCUAAUAGACACGGAAAAGAAGCUGGAUUUCGUAGUGAUGGAGAAAAAGGCCAUGCUUCAGGCAAAUAACCGCGUCCGGAUCGACUUUGACAAGCUCCGGCUGGAUAACGAGGCUUUGCAGCGCAAGGUGGAAGGAUCCAGCCAGGAAGUGGAGCUCCUGCAGAGGAAACUCCAGGACUACAUGACUGAAAUCUCCCAAAACAAUAUAUUGUUGUCCUCUAAGGAGGAAGCCAUUGCAAGCUUGCGGCACACAGUUACGAAACUGGAGACUAAGAAUGUCCAACAGGAAGUGAGCAGGGGAAGCAACGACCUCCAGAGGAAACUAACUGACACAGAAGAGAACCUGGUUUCUGUCAUAAGGGAGAAGGACUCGGUGCUUAAAGCCAAUGCUGACCUCCGUGACACCCUUGAAAAGAUCCAGCUCGAUAACCAGUCUCUGCAGCGCAAGGUGGAAGGAUCCAACCAGGAAGUGGAGCUCCUGCAGAGGAAACUCCAGAACUACACGACUCAGAACUCCAAAAACAAUAUAUUGUUAUCCUCUAAGGAGGAAGCCAUUGCAAGCUUGCGGCACACAGUUACGAAACUGGAGACUAAGAAUGUCCAACAGGAAGUGAGCAGGGGAAGCAACGACCUCCAGAGGAAACUAACUGACACAGAAGAGAACCUGGUUUCUGUCAUAAGGGAGAAGGACUCGGUGCUUAAAGCCAAUGCUGACCUCCGUGACACCCUUGAAAAGAUCCAGCUUGAUAACCAGUCUCUGCAGAGCAAGGUGGAAGGAUCCAGCCAGGAAAUGGAGCUCCUGCAGAAGAAACUCCAGGACUCCAUUUCUAAAACGUCCAGUAUGAAUGAACAGCUGUCCCUCAGAGAGGAAGUCACUGAAAACCUGCAGCUCACAGUUAAGGAGCUGGAGACAUCAGUGAAGAAUCUGCAGCAUUCGGCAAACCGAGCACAAAAGGAGCUCCAGUUUGCCCGAAAGAGAGUGAGCAACACUGAGGAAAUCCUGUCUGCUCUGAUGAAGGAGAAGGAGACCACAGAGAAGGAGAACCUGGACCUGAGGGAUGAGCUAUACUCCAUGCAGUCAGGCAAUCAGGCUCUGCAGCGCAAGAUGGAGGGCUCCAGCCAGGAGGUGGAGCUCCUGCAGAUGGAGCUCCAGGAUUUCAGCACUGACGUCAACAUCUUGCAGUCCUGGGUUUCCUCCAGCGAGGCAGCCAUUGCACGUCUGCUCAAGACAUUUGAGGGACUGGAGCCGUCAGUAGAGGCUCUACAGCACAUGCAGAGCACAGGGAAUGUGGAUCCGGAUGCCGCGAGGAGCGAAUGGAAAAGCACAGACGCAGAGCUGGGUGCUCUGACGCAGAAGGAGGAGGGCACACAGGAAACUUUGUCCAAUUGCUGAGACAGAAAGCACGUCUUGGAAAAGAUAUUCUAGGUCACUUUGUCUCUAUGGUUUAGUGACACUUUUUAUUUUUCUGCUAGCGCCAGUGGGAGGAGAGGUACAAAUGGUAUGAUGUCACUACUUGGCGCAUGUUUGGCAGAAGCAAACAUGGCCGAAUUAAACCCACCCCACACCUGGUGGGACAAGGCCAGUUUUUCCCAGCCACUGUGGGAUCCUGGGCACAGUAGCCCACACGGCCAUGGCAAGGCUCUAACCUGCAACUAUAGGAACCCGUGCCUUUCCCAACUGAGCCACUGCAGCUGGAUUUUUAUGGAAUGAUUACUAUGCCUUUUUAUAAUAAGAAACUUUACUCAGUACUUUCCUUCAGCAAACAAAGCUUUUCCUGGACAUAAAAGGGCAGACAAAAUAUCCUCUGCACAGUUCCUCCUAGUCGAGUAAAUACAUUUUUUUAAUGUUUGGGAAUAUUUAAUUUAUUCAGUUAUAUUUAGAACCUUUGUAAUUGUUUUGUUUAUAACAGUGGUAUCACUGAAUGGUCUGGUGUUACAUCCUAAUAAAGUCAUGUAAUGUCGAAUAUUUGUAAAAUAAUAAAUGUGAUUACACUAA
This is a messenger RNA of Anguilla rostrata (American eel), 5068 nucleotides long. Its product is annotated as myosin-2 heavy chain-like. NCBI's taxonomy places the organism in Eukaryota, Metazoa, Chordata, Actinopteri, Anguilliformes, Anguillidae. The record is from RefSeq and is a predicted model, not a curated record. The transcript is spliced from 40 exons. The coding region runs from base 29 to 4465 and encodes 1478 amino acids.